Molecule: messenger RNA, 2727 nt
Organism: Nylanderia fulva
Lineage: Eukaryota; Metazoa; Arthropoda; Insecta; Hymenoptera; Formicidae
Product: T-box transcription factor TBX18
Biological process (GO): regulation of transcription by RNA polymerase II; positive regulation of DNA-templated transcription; cell fate specification
Cellular component (GO): nucleus; chromatin
Molecular function (GO): RNA polymerase II cis-regulatory region sequence-specific DNA binding; DNA-binding transcription factor activity, RNA polymerase II-specific
Source: RefSeq, a predicted model, not a curated record
CUCUACGCCGUUUUCUCUCUCUCCUUCUUUCUUCCUCGGAACAGAUCUGCCAGGGAGGAACUGAAAUAUACGGGAUAGAAAGAGAGAGAGGAACGUUCUUUACUCUGAGAGAGAAUGAUGUCUCGAUGAUAAGUCGCGGGGUAGUAGCCUCAGACGAGUUCUUUCUGAUUCAUCCGGGAUCCGCGCGGCUUUGAGCGUCCUUGUCAGCGUCUGGACAUGGAGGUGAGGACAAGUCCUGUUGACGGCAGAGAGCAACCUCUCGACGAUGUCGGAGCUCGUCGGGUACUCGGUCAGAAUUCGGGGCGCCGCUGAAAUCACGGUCGGAUCUUCUUUCAAUAGGUAGCCGCGAGAGAUGCUGAAGAAAUCGCUCGUUUCGCGUUACGUUGUCGACGACAUUAAUGAGGAGACAGAAAGAGAAAGAAAAUGACAGACAGAGAGACGACUAGGAAUUUUCUCGGCGAAAAGCUAUCUUAAAACGCGAGUUGAGAUAAUAAUUAAUGAGCGAUUAUCAGUGCGCGCGCGAUUAUGACACAUAAUUAUUCGGACAAUGAUCAUUUUCGAGAGUGCGGAUUUUUUUAGUUAAAGGAAUAUCAUGUGUGUAUCUUUGAAUGAGAAUUUAUCGAUGGAUUGACGAUGACGACGAUGGAAGUAAUAAUCUGCUAGUGCAAAGAAGUGUUGUUCUUCAGUUUUAUGUCUUUAAUUAUGUUCAAAAUGUCGACGAAUUGUAAUUACAGUGCAAAUGAAGUUGAAAUUUUUACCACGUGGAUUACGCAUCCACACAUGAAUUGUGCGUAUCUCUUGUCGCAAUAAUUUGUAUAGUAAGAAUCGAUACCAAGAUAUUGUCGACGAGGAUGCAACCACAACACGAACAACGACACGAAAUCACCGCUGAUUGCUGUUACCAGCAAUGGCAGACGCAUCAUCAUCAUCAUCAUCACCACCAUCAGCAUCCACAUCUGUCUGUUAUACCGUCGCCGAUGCAACAAAUGGAAGCCUGCUUGCAGAGCGCCGGAAGAGUGAAGCGAUCGCGCAGUCCGAUGAAGGUUACUUUGCCGGUCCAUGUGGCGAAUCCAAUUUCUCCGUCAACCACAGAAUCUCGCAAUGACAGCAAUAACAACAAUCGUCAUCACGGUGAUCAUCAUCCGAGCGACGACGGUGCAUCCACCACCGAGGAAUUGGGUGCGAAACGGCCGCUUCAUCCGGUGUUAGUUGGCGCCGGUGCAGCCUUGGAAGCAAAGCCGCUAUGGGAGGAAUUUCAUCAACUAGGUACCGAGAUGAUCGUCACAAAAGCGGGACGAAGAAUGUUCCCCACAUUUCAGUGUCGACUGUUCGGCUUGGACCCCAACACAGAGUAUCUGAUGGUGAUGGAUUUCGUUCCGUGUGAUGAUAAGAGGUAUCGAUACGCGUUCCACAGCAGCGCCUGGGUUGUUGCGGGUCGUGCUGAUCCUGUAUCACCCCCCAGGAUUCAUGUACAUCCCGACAGUCCUGCGAAUGGCGCUCAUUGGAUGAAACAGCCCAUUUCCUUCGAUAAAUUAAAAUUAACAAACAAUCAGCUGGAUGAUAAUGGACAUAUUAUCUUGAACUCGAUGCAUCGUUACCAGCCGCGCUGCCACGUGGUGGUCGCACCCUCGCCACCCGGUUCGGCGCCGGAUCCUCGCACGGAGAACUUCAAGACGUUCUCCUUUCCAGAGACCAGGUUCACCGCUGUGACCGCGUACCAGAAUCACCGAAUAACCCAGCUGAAGAUCGCCAGCAAUCCGUUCGCCAAGGGCUUCCGGGACUGCGAGUCCGACGAGUGUGAGUCCACCAGCGUCACCGUGGCUAGUGGGAUGCAGAAUCCGGCCAAAAGACCGGCUACGACAGCCGGGAAUGUCGCUGGUCCUGCCGUCCUGUCAUCCAGUUAUAACGUGAUGCCGGCGCCAAUGCAGAUCCCGAUGAGUAUUGCAGCCGGAACCUCUCAGGAGCAUCAUCAGUUUUACGGGGCGACCGGUGCCUCUGGUCCCUGGACGCAUUAUCCGAGUCACCAUGGACAGCCGUCGGCGCAUGUCAACGCGGUUCAUUAUCCGACGCAUAUGCAACCGCAUCCACAUCAUUCAGGUGCUUCUCUUUAUGGACCACGAUAACUGAACAUCAUCAUCAUCAUCAUUAUCAUCACGUUGUAUCGUUAUCUCUCAUCGAUUUCUACGUCGACGACUUGAUGUUCAAAGAACAGAGUGGGAUUUAAAUGUACUCUCAUCUUGUAUCGUUCGUUUUUCGAGCGAUGUGUUUUUCGUGGACCGUGCAUGAUCUCAUUGAUUGAGAAUUCGAUGCAUCAAAUUUAAGGAACAGUGAGAAUGAAGUAUAUCUUCGUGUCCAUGUCUUGAUGCCUUUGACCUCUUAUCGCCAAAGAUUUAAUAUAUCCCUGAGAUAAAGAGUGGAGUUUCAAGUGUAUUUCUUCAAGUUUUCUUCACGGAUUGCGAAAAUUGAUGAUUGUUAUUGUUAAUAUUUCUUCUUCUUACAUACAGAAUUUGCUAGUGCCUUUAUGUCUAUUUCAGACGGAAAAAUGUGAUCUUUCGUAAAAAAAAUUAUAUGCAAUGCCUUCCUAAUGUUUGGAAAAACAGUGGAAUAUUAAAGUAUUAGCAUAUUAUUCGCGUCCUAAUUUGUUCUUCAGAUAUGAGAAUUGCUUUGCAUAAAGCUAUGUAAAUUAAAAGAUUGUAAUGUUUACAUAUAUCUAUAUUUUUAUUUAUA